This is a messenger RNA of Camellia sinensis, 473 nucleotides long. NCBI's taxonomy places the organism in Eukaryota, Viridiplantae, Streptophyta, Magnoliopsida, Ericales, Theaceae. The record is from RefSeq and is a predicted model, not a curated record.
AUGACUACAGUUGAUGCUAUGGUGAAUAUCUCAUUGACGUAUCGAGUGAAAAAAAAUUGGCAAGGAGAUCCGUGCAAGCCAAUGAAUUCUUCAUGGAAUAAUGUAAAUUGCAGCUACAAUGGUAACAAUUCACCAAAAAUUACGUCAUUGAACCUUUCCUCUAGUGAUUUGACUGGGGAAAUAGCUCCUGCUCUGUUUGGUCUCAAAUCAUUGAAGUAUUUGGAUUUAUCAUACAAGACCUCAAACAAGUCAUUCUUGGAAACAAAUGCUAAUGGGGGCGAUGAGGCCGGAACAGAGGAAGAGCAAGCAGCAUUCAUGAAGGAGCUGGAAACUUUCCACAAAGAGAGGUGCUUGGAAUUCAAACCCCCAAGAUUUUAUGGAGAGCCAUUAAAUUGCCUCAAGUGAGUUAUGAGUGACCCUAAUUGUCAAAUUUGCUUGCUUUAAUUUUUUGGGUGCUUCCUGAUUUGCACUAA